This is a messenger RNA of Clupea harengus (Atlantic herring), 730 nucleotides long. It is a transcript of the gene galt, whose product is annotated as galactose-1-phosphate uridylyltransferase. Gene Ontology annotation, molecular function: UDP-glucose:hexose-1-phosphate uridylyltransferase activity; zinc ion binding. The transcript is spliced from 4 exons. The record is from RefSeq and is a predicted model, not a curated record. The coding region runs from base 351 to 686 and encodes 111 amino acids. Gene Ontology annotation, cellular component: cytoplasm. Lineage: Eukaryota; Metazoa; Chordata; Actinopteri; Clupeiformes; Clupeidae. Gene Ontology annotation, biological process: beta-D-galactose catabolic process via UDP-galactose, Leloir pathway.
CAUCAAAGGUAUAAAUGUGCAAAUGAUUGAUGCCUUUAGUUUCAGAGUUCAAAACUGUUCCGCUUCGGAAAAACACUGAUCAAACUACUAAUUUUAGACAUUUCUAUGCCAAAUCUGAUAACUAAACUCACACAAUUUGAAGCACUAAAUGGGCAAAACAAUGAUAAUAAACGAAUAUAACGGUACUAUGUAUCUGCGUCUUUUUAACGCAACCGCAUGACCUACAAUUUAUUUCCAGCCUUUCUAUGGUGGCCGCACCACGCCAGUCCGACAGAUGUCUAUGAUGAAAACAGGAAGCGUUGUAGUUUACCCGUGUUAAGGAAUACUUCAGACUGGGGUUUGACGGUGCAAUGGACAAUGGCAACAAACUCGUGUUUGAUCCCAAAGAGCACCAGCACCUGCGCUACAACCCCCUGCGCGGCUCCUGGGUGCUGGUGUCCGCCCACCGCAUGAAGCGGCCGUGGCAGGGACAGGUGGAGAACCCUCCGGAAGACGACGUGCCGCGCCACGACCCCAGCAACCCCCUGUGCCCUGGCAACACCAGAGCCAAUCAGGAGGUGAAUCCCGAUUAUGACAGCACCUUUUUGUUCGAGAACGACUUCCCAGCUCUCCAGCCAGAUGCCCCGGACCCUGGCGCUGACCACCAUCCUCUGUUUCAAUCCAAAGCUGCCCGCGGCGUCUGGUGAGAUGUUACUUAUGUUACUUAUUACUCUUUCGGCGCUGCUCAGUC